AGCGGUCGUAAUGGUCUAUCCUGGGGUUCCCCACACGCAUGCGCGGUACAGCAAGCCUGUCAAUUCGAAAUCAGGCGAGGGAAACAAACCCAGCUCCCGCAGCCGUCACCUUGACGUCAUGCCUAUCUGUGUGCUGUCAGAGGGGGCGGGGCCCGGCGCCCAGGUACCAGGACACCUGAGCCGGAUUCCCAUCCCACUCAUCACCACCAGCACCGACUACUCCAACAAAACAGUCAAGGGGAAAGUGGUUCAUAAAGGCCCGCUGGUGUCGUUAGCAGCUGACGAUUUCAUCAUGAAGACUGUCAUCCAAGAGGAAGACGCACAGCCGAACGCCUCGUCUCACAACCCGUCCAUCAACGUCGUGCUGUGUGGAGCGCUGGCCAAGGACUUCAGUCAAGCUGUCAAUCAAGGGGAUGUAGUGGUGGCCUCUGGCUUCACUGUGGGCAAAUCUCCCACUGUUCAUAAGGACAAGCUCCACCCCUGUAACCUGCUGCUGUCAGGAGACGACGCCUGUCUUUAUGUAUUGCGCCCGCCGCCUCCUUCUGACCGCAGAUCCCCGUCGGCCAGCAAGAGGAGCACCACGCUCUCCGCUGAGGUUGCCUGCAGGACCAAGGUUCCCAAAUAUACGUAUGUCCGACUGGGCGACCUGAAGGCUGGAUCGGUAGUCAAUGUGUACGGAGUGGUGGUCUUCUUCAAACAGCCAUUCAGGAGCAGGGGAACGGACUUCUGCUCCAGCCUGAAGAUCACCGAUCAGUCCAACCAGAAGAUCGGCUGCACCAUCUUCUGUGAGAAGCUGGAGGACCACCCCAAAAUCUUUCAAAUCGGAGAUAUCGUCCGCAUGCACAGAGUCAAGACUCAGUUCUUCAAUAACUCCAUCACGCUGGUCAACACCUUCGGUUUCUCUGUGGUGACGUUUGACGGGGCGGUGGGUGGAGCCGUGGAGGCGCGGACCUCCAGCCGCUCCUUCCACUUUGACCAGGACGACUGUCGGACUGUGGAGGAGCUGCGAUCUUGGGCAGCCGGCCAGACCCUCCUCCCCCCUGUUCCCACGGUCACUCUGUCUGCCGUUCAGCCCAAAGCUUACUUCGACCUGACCUGCCAGCUGCUGGCCAAAGCCCCCGUCGACACCACCUGCACCCUGCUGAGGGUGUGGGACGGGACUAGGUGUCCUCGCACUCUGCUGAGGGUGACACUUGAGCCGAAUGUUACAGAGGGACGGUCCUCCCCCUCCAAGGAGAGAGCGAACCUCGUUGCCAACGUCUUCGUCUACGACAACCACAUGGAGUUCGCCAGUCAGUUGAAGCCCGGAGCCUUCCUGAGGAUCUACAACCUGCGAGCGAUACCGGGAUCCAGCAAGGUACCCGGCAUCACAAGCAGCCAAUCAGAGGAGGUGGAUCACCUGGCUUUUCACUUGCAUGGUGGGACGGCGUACGGCAGGGGGAUCCGGGUUCUACCCGAAAACAGCCCCGACGUGCAGGAGUUGAAGAGAGUCCUUGAGGCCUUCCCAGAGGAUGACAAUGACCCGCUCCCAGAGCUGAACGACUCAGAGUUGUUGGAAGUCUGGAGCACUCCACCAGAGUCUCUGAAUGGUGAAACAGUGGAGUGCAGCACAGAGAGACGCUGCAGUCACGACCUGCAGCCAGUGACGCUGUCCGAGCUGAAGCGGUCCGAUCCAGGUCGAACUCACCACGUCAGAGUCAAGCUGAGAUCCUACGAGCCCCGCAGACUCCAUCAGGCUCUGAAACUCUACUGCAGCAAGUGUACAUCUAUGCUGGACAUUCCGGAUGAUGAACUGCUGGCAGGCCUGUUCUCUGAGGCAUCCAGGGAGUCUCGACCCUGCAGUCCCCCGCCGUGGUCGCUCUCCGGGCAGGUUGACAUCCCCGGAGGCUCCCCGGGAUCCCCGCACCGAACUCUGAGCGUUCACCUGUCCACGCAGCUCAUGUCUGAGGGCAAAACCAAAGAGCUCCUCUUCCUCAUGGGAUCGACUCUGGAGGAAACGUGUCGACUAGCGGCCAGCUACCAGAAUAUCGUCCCCGUGAGGUCGUCAGGAGGUCACCUGGCUCUGCUCGAUCUGUCGGCACCUUUCCUGUUCAGGGGCAGGAAGAGAUACUACGGGUGUAAACAGUGCUCUGAGGCUGCGGUGAGGGAGCCGAGUGCCGACGGAGUCGAGGUGAUCGAUGAGAAAAUCAUUGCAGAAGCUCUCGGCGUCCAGCUGCUGCAGUUCGUCCUGCUGAUGAAGCUCGAGCUGCAGGACGCCACCGACACGCUGGACGUCUUCCUGUGGAGAGACGCCGAGUUGUUCUUCAGCGUGUCGGCGGAGGACGCGGCAGCCAAUCAGGAGGCUCAGAGAGGCAUCCAUCAAAUCAUGGACACCCUCUGUCCACCAGGGGGCAGCACGGGUGAGUGUCCGUGGCUCGAUCUGUGUCUGGCAGCUUACCGGGCAGAGGACGACGGGGGACGGAGCCAAACCUGCUACCAGAUCUGCCACACCGCCGUCGCCAAGCCCUCCUCCACGCGGUCCGAACCUGACCCCGCCUGAAACGCCUGCAGGUUGAAGGUCUCCGGUAAACCAGAGUCCUGCAGGAGAAAGACUUUUUUCUUUUCACCUCCUUUGUGGUUUUUAUUUGUAUUUAUUGUGUGAAACAAAAUAAAUGUACAUAAAGUGUU
Messenger RNA from Xiphias gladius (swordfish), 2667 nucleotides. RefSeq names its product protection of telomeres 1 homolog (gene pot1). Gene Ontology annotation, molecular function: G-rich strand telomeric DNA binding; telomerase inhibitor activity. The record is from RefSeq and is a predicted model, not a curated record. Lineage: Eukaryota; Metazoa; Chordata; Actinopteri; Istiophoriformes; Xiphiidae. The transcript is spliced from 20 exons. Gene Ontology annotation, cellular component: chromosome, telomeric region; nuclear telomere cap complex. Gene Ontology annotation, biological process: regulation of telomere maintenance via telomerase; telomere capping. The coding region runs from base 11 to 2539 and encodes 842 amino acids.